CGCGGAGUCCCGCCCCACCGCCGCUCCUGCUCUGAGGAGCCUCCCUUCGCCUUCGCUUUCGCCUUCUCCUCCGUCUCCGUCUCGUGAGAGCGGAGUAAACCGCGGGAGGCGGCCGAGAAGCUGAAAGGAAGAGCCACGGCAGGGGCGCCUUCUGACGUGCUAACGCCCUGCUCGCUUUCCCCCUUGUGACGACUCCAUUAGUAGCUUCGUUCCGUCGACUCGAAAUUCCUCCUUUUCCUCCCAGCAGGUCACUCGUGAAGAAUGUGUGGGCGCACAGCUGUUAUUCUGGGAGCAGAUCGUCUUCGCCGGGCCUGUGCAUACCUUGAUAAUCAGGGGAGAGAAAGGCAUCCUGAAUGGAAAAAUGCUGACAAAUAUAGUCCAUCUUACAAUAAGAGCCCACAAUCUUAUAGCCCUGUGCUUCUCUCCCUACAGCACUUUGAGAAGGAUGCCGAGUCCUCUGAGCGUGUCCUUGUGGCUAUGCGCUGGGGACUGGUUCCAGCUUGGUUUAAGGAAAGUGACCCAUCUAAAAUGCAGUAUAAAACUUCCAAUUGUCGGAGUGAUACCUUGAUGGAGAAAGUCUCCUAUAAGAAGCCCCUUGAAAAAGGCAAGCGCUGUGUGGUACUGGCUGAUGGCUACUAUGAAUGGCAACAACAUAAUGGACAGAAACAACCUUAUUUCAUUUACUUCCCCCAGAAUGAGAAAAAAUUGUUCAACAAACCAGCUGCGGAGGAAGAGGAAGAACAUUCAAAGGGCAGGAGGCUACUUACCAUGGCUGGUAUUUUUGAUUGCUGGGAGCCCCUUGAUGGAGGAGAAGCAUUAUACAGCUACACUAUCAUCACAGUAUAUGCUUCUAAAGUUGUAAGCUUCAUCCAUCAAAGGAUGCCAGCUAUCCUGGAUGGGGAUGAAGCUGUUAGAAAAUGGCUAGACUUUGGAGAAGUCCCUACACAAGAAGCACUUAAGCUUAUCCACUCCUCAGAAAACCUUGCCUUUCAUCCAGUAUCAACUAUAGUGAACAAUUCCCGAAACAAUACACCAGAAUGUAUUGUACCCAUUCAACUGGACCUUAAAAAGGAUGCCAAAGCUAGUGCAAGCAGCAAAAUGAUGUUGAACUGGCUGAAAAACGAAUCUCCCAAGAAGGAGUACGAUGAUGAUGGUUUACCAAGAUGGUCCAGCCAGUUCAUCAAAGCAGAAACACCUAAGAAAACCAGUACAAGCUUAAUGUACCAGUGGCUUAAGCAGGAAGAUGGGGAACCUUCUGCAAAGCAACCCAGAAAUCAGUGACUUCUUGGACUUCUCAUCUUAUUUGCAAACAUGCCCAGUGAAUUUGUCUUUAGACACAUGCAUGUUUAACUGGAGCUUUCACUAAUUUGUAAAUUAGUAAAAUUUGUGGUAUGGAAUUUCAAGUGUUCUGACAGUACACUGAUGCCAAGCAGAUAGGCCUUGACAACAUUUCUAUGUUGUUGCUAGUACAAACUGAAAUAUGGAUUCUGUAUGCAGCACUGACUUUUCCUUGCCAACCCAGAGACUACAUCCGCUCCAAAUACAUAAGAUAUGGAAGACUUAAACAUCAAUAUAUUUUUCCUAGGAGAGAAAAAAGGAUUCUUUUUUGUGUAUUUCUUGCCCCAGUGUUCAUUCAGUUUACUUUUUGGAUUGAUUCCACUAACUGUGGAGGAAACAGAUCACUGUUAAUGACCAAGAACUGCUACUAUGAAAUUAAAGUUUUGUUUGUUACCCAAGACCUGGAUGUCUCUUUCAAGGACUUUCUAAGUAUUAGCUAUAUUGGUGGGGAAGCUGCUUCAGUGGAGUUCUAUAUGCAUCUGUUAGCUAUCCAAACUUGUGGUGAGAAGAUGAGUGUUAAAACUUCAGUAUGUUAGUGUUUGUGGAAAAGGUGGACAUUCUGGUCUGCUUUGCAAACACCAGCCUUAUUAAUAGUGGUAACUAUAAGUUCUGCACAUGGCUAAAAUAGUCCUCAUUUUAAAUGAGAAAUUGGAUAUUUUGAUAAUGAGAAAUGAAAUCUUUCUUUUGGGUUGUUCAUUUGUAACUAGUAUUAGUCUUUCUGUAUCUGGUGAGAACUAAACUAUAUCACAAGUCUACUUUUGAAGGUUUUUUGUCAAAUGAAAAUCUCAAAGAGAAUGACAGAUGUUAAGAAUUCUUGAAAGAAGACCAUUCUUUUCAACAGGAUAAAAAUAUUCUGGGACUCUACUUUGUUGAAGAAUACUGUCCUACUAAAAAGUGAUCUAUCAGAAUUGAUAAAGCAAAUGUAUUGUUUUUAGUUUUUUAAUAAAGCUUUAACAAAGGA
Molecule: messenger RNA, 2299 nt
Organism: Varanus komodoensis (Komodo dragon)
Lineage: Eukaryota; Metazoa; Chordata; Lepidosauria; Squamata; Varanidae
Gene: HMCES
Product: 5-hydroxymethylcytosine binding, ES cell specific
Exons: 7
Coding region: 262-1281 (339 amino acids)
Biological process (GO): DNA damage response
Molecular function (GO): single-stranded DNA binding
Source: RefSeq, a predicted model, not a curated record